Messenger RNA from Medioppia subpectinata, 813 nucleotides. Lineage: Eukaryota; Metazoa; Arthropoda; Arachnida; Sarcoptiformes; Oppiidae. The record is from the annotation of a GenBank genome assembly.
GAGAGAGAGAACGGCGACUCCAAAGACCACUUCCAGCACUUCCCGGUGGGAACGGAUCCGUUGGACAAUCAGGUGGCCGGACAUCGCUUCGGACACUCGCCCAACCAUUUGGCGCUAUUAAGACAUCUCGAGUCCAACGAUAUAUUGAAACCUAUUUGUGAUAAACGAAGUGAAAGAGAAUUCCGAUUGUAUUCAAAGAUCUGGGAUUCGGACCAAGACUUCCAUAAAGACAUCCAAACCUUAAGACAAUUUGUGCCCAAAAUUAACGGCAUUUUCGUCGACGAGAAGACUUCGCGCAAAUAUUUGAGACUCGAAGACAUCACGAAUGGUAUGCAAAACGCGUCCAUUUUGGACAUCAAGAUCGGGGCCAAGACUUUCGAUCCGGAGGCCACUGAACGCAAGAUCCACUCCGAGACCACCAAAUACUUGUUCGCACAACACUUCGGAUUCAGGAUCUUAGGCAUGAGAAUUUAUAACUCAAAAGACAACGAAUAUAUAGUUAAAGACAAGGAUUACGGUAUUAGUCUAACGCCAGACAAUAUAAAUGAAGCAAUAAUACUAUUCGUUCAAAACAAUAAGGCCUUAAUUACACAAUUCAAACAACAAAUGAAAGAAAUCGAUGAAUGGUUUCAGACCUAUAAUGUGGACAAAUGGCAGUUCAUAUCGAGCUCUUUGCUCUUCGCUUAUGACUGCAAUCAAAGUAAAGCUUUGGUCAAAAUGAUUGAUUUCGCUCAUGUGUUCCCACAUAAGGGCCGCGACGAGAACUAUAUGUUCGGAUUGAGACAAUUGAUCCAAUAUUUUGAUAACUUAUAA